GCACUUUCAGUGAUUAUGUCAUGCAGCACAGCCUCCCGGUCAACCUUUCACCUACUUCCUCUCUCUCGCACUCUGACAGCCGGCAUUUGUGUUCACUGACGAGCCGCUCGUUGUGAAGAGAAGCCGUCGUCAAAGUAUUGCAGUUGGUGGCCCUUUCUGAUCUGGGGACAUAGACGUAGAUCUGGAGGUAACCAUUCAGAAAUGUGGAGGAGUACAUUUGCACGUUUCGCCCUGCCUGCCCUGCAGAGGAGGACCUCUGCCAUGGCCUGCCAGGCUCUGAGGGCUUGUCCUCGACCAGGGCAGGCUGCAGGUCCGCUACCCUCUUGUCUGACUUCGGUUCAGCUUCGUGGUCAGCAGACACUGGGGUCUGCCUCCCUCCCUGUGGCCAGCCAGUCAGUGAGGCACGUCCGGGCUCUGGAUGAGGAGAGGCUGAUGGAGGUGGAGUGGGAGGAUGGAGGCCACAGUCUGUAUCCAUUCACCUGGCUCAGAGACAACUGCCAGUGUCCGCUGUGUACCCUGCAGUCAGCUCAGGCCCGGAAACUGUUGAUGUCUGAUCUUGAUAUCCACACAGGAGUCGACGUUGUGGAGGUCACCAAUGACAACAAGGUGUCCAUCGUGUGGCCCGACCAGCACACCAGCGUGUUUGAUGCAGAGUGGCUGAAGAAACGCUGUUUCUCUCCUGCUGCCAGGCAAGCAAUGCAAGAAGAGCUUUUUCUCAAUGAGCGUUAUUACUGGGACUCCAAACUGCGCAUUCCCACCGCCGACUACCAGGAAGUCCUCCAUGAUGAUAAGGCAGCACUGGCCUGGCUCUUGGCCCUGCGUCGUGUUGGCAUCGUCUACCUGAGGGGGGCCCCAGCAGAGCAGGGCCAAGUGGCCAGACUCGCUGAGAGGAUCGGCUAUCUCAGGCUGACAUUCUACGGGCACACGUGGCAGGUCCAGGACAAAUACAUGGCAAACAAUGUGGCCUACACUUCAGGACGGCUUAGUCACCACACAGACUACCCUGCACUGCACUUCGCACCUGGAGUGCAGUUUCUGCACUGCAUCAACCAGGCAGUGGAAGGAGGGGAGAGCGAGGUGGUGGACGGCUUCCACAUGGCCGAGCAGCUGCAGAGAGAAGACCCAGAGGCCUUCAGGACACUCACCUCGCUCCAUGUGGACUUCACCGACACGGGGAUGGACUACUGUGAUUUCAUGCUGCAGUCCAAGAAAUGCAUCAUAGACGUUGAUGCCGAGGGGCGACUUGCGAGGAUAAACUACAACAACGCCACGAGAGAUUCGGUGCUGGACCUUCCCUUACACCAGGUUCAGCCCUUCUACAGAGCGCUGAAGGCCUUCGUGAACAUCAUGAACCGACCAGAGAACGUGGUCACCUACAGAAUGGAGCCAGGUGACUUGGUGACCUUUGAUAACUGGCGUCUGCUGCACGGACGCCGGAGCUACAUUAGCAGACCAGACAGGCUGCGACACCUGGAGGGCGCGUACCUGGACUGGGACGAAGUCAUGUCUCGCCUCCGGAUACUCCGCAGCUGCGUCCAUGAGAACGUGUGAGAAAAAAAAAGGUUACAUCCUUUGCAGAGAAUCUAAAUAAUGUCAGGCGGCCAAAAAAAAAACAAACAAUCUAGGAUUUAAAUUAAAUGUUGCUUUUAUAAAAAAAAAAAAACCGCUGAGGGCGAUGUGCAAAGACGCUGAAGUAUCUCACAUCAGGUCAAGAGCUAAAUCUCUGACAAUGAUUGCGAGUUAGGAAGUUUUCCUUUAACUUUAAAUGAUGAUGACAACUUUUCAAACUUGUAACAGUGCAACACUGCCAUGCAAAGAAAAAGAAAAGUCAUCGUGACUAGAGACAAAAGUUUUUAUAAGCUUAAAUUUGACUACGAGGUUUUAUACAUUGUCCUGAGUUCUCCACAUCAUGAUUAUGAUAUUGAGUAAUUUAUAAGUUUUAUAAACUAACUUUUCAUUCAUGGUUCAAUGGUUAAAGAUUUGGUUCAGGACAACAAUAUUAAACAGCUGAGUGUCUUUGACUUUAUAUAAGGAGGGGAGUGAAUUCUGACACAGCCUCCAUGUAAAUUAUGUCAAACAACUUUUUAAUACGUUUAAGUUUUACUCUCCUCUCCGCCUGUUAGUUUCUUGCUACCUCCGCUCUUUACUCUUGUGCCUACAUAAAGGAAGUGAUGUCAUUGACUUUCCCUCCAUGCUCAAACUUGCCUUAAGCCACAGCACAGUCUCUGUGCUACAGGUGGCAGUAUUUAGUAACAGUAAAUUAAAUUUAAAGGGUCAGUUCAAACAAAUUACAAAGAGAUACUGAACGUUCUUCUCUACUUAACCGGAGAGGCCAAACACAACGAUUUUGGUUUUUAUCUGCUGAGGUUUUCAGACAGUGUUUAUUUCCAAAUUUAGGGAUUUAAAGAUUAUCUAGAAAAUUACUGCUUCUUACGAUCAAUAAACCAUGUAAAAACCAAGCAUUACCUGAAAACCAGCGUAUUUAUCUUAGCUUAGUUUUGGUCAACACGCUUUUAAAACUCCUGCUAGUGCCUGAAUGUGGUUAGGGUGGAUAGAUUUGUGUGUGGUGCACAAAGGAUUGAUAGUUCCAGUAAAAAACUAUUGACAGAGUUCUGUGGCUUAUCUAGAUUAACUAUUUCUACAAAGAUAAAAACACUGUUGUGCCAUUUUUCAUUGUUUUGAGCAGCAUACGUUACAUUUCUUUCACCUCCACUCGACUGGGACGUUUCAGAGAAAAGUAUCUAAAAUACUUUUCUGUGACAGGUGAAUUCCCACAAACUGUUUUAAUGAUGUCAUUAAGCUGCACAGUGACUUUAUGUUUCAAUAUGGCCAGUUUUUGUUGACUGAUGUGUCGUCAAGCUGCUAGAGAUUGAUGAGUCCUCUGUGCUCGCUGCCGUUACCGUAGAGAGAAUCUGCAUGUUGCUCUCCUGUAGCCAAAGAGCCCAGACAAUCUGCUUCGGUACAACCCUACCACUUUAUUUGAUGCAUUUUUAUGUACAUAUUUACACUUACUCAUGUAACCCUAGAGCGAAAAAGAAAGACAACAUGGAUGUACGCUCCAUGGCAAGAACAACCAGGUGAAGCCUGGUCAGAGUCGAGCUUAGCGGCGGUGGGUUUGAAGGUUCGUCCUCUGUGGCAGCUUGAACCUUUUUGCUUUGGUCGGCUUUGUAUUUUGCACGUUUUAAUAAUGCGUCUUUAUCCAGUCUUAAACCUUUCAAACUAUCAUGCAAACAUGCUUUUGUAAACCUGGCGUGUUGAAAAUAAACCUUUUUAAAGCUUC
Molecule: messenger RNA, 3280 nt
Organism: Seriola aureovittata
Lineage: Eukaryota; Metazoa; Chordata; Actinopteri; Carangiformes; Carangidae
Gene: bbox1
Product: butyrobetaine (gamma), 2-oxoglutarate dioxygenase (gamma-butyrobetaine hydroxylase) 1
Exons: 8
Coding region: 202-1551 (449 amino acids)
Biological process (GO): carnitine biosynthetic process
Cellular component (GO): mitochondrion
Molecular function (GO): gamma-butyrobetaine dioxygenase activity; iron ion binding
Source: RefSeq, a predicted model, not a curated record